UAGGACUUCAUCCUUUAUCACAUGUUCUUCCUGCCAAGUAUUUCAAUUUACAAGUAUAACGACUUUAAUAUAGUUUAAUGUGAUCAGCGGCUGAGCCACGAGGAUCUUGCAGGCAGAGCUCUCGCGUGUUGAAGUAUUUGCGCUCACAUGCUCGCAGGAGUCGCACCGCAGUGGCUCAGUGGAUCCACGGUUUCCACUUCACACCGACACCAAGUGCAUCCCUUCGGCCAAAAUGUCCAAGUUGGAUCAGAUCCUCAUCCUCGACCCUCCCUCUGACCUCAAAUUUAAAGGUCCUUUCACAGAUGUAGUCACCACUAGCCUCAAACUGAAAAACCCGUCUGACAGAAGAGUGUGUUUCAAAGUGAAGACGACAGCGCCACGCAGGUACUGUGUACGGCCAAACAGUGGCGUCAUCGAAGCCGGAGCAACUGUCAGCAUCUCUGUUAUGCUACAACCCUUCGACUAUGAUCCCAAUGAGAAAAGUAAACACAAAUUCAUGGUGCAGACGAUUUUUGCCCCACCAAAUGUUUCUGACAUGGAUGCAUUGUGGAAAGAUGCAAAACCCGAUGAUCUCAUGGAUUCCAAGCUGAGAUGCGUCUUUGAGCUGCCUUUUGACAACGAUAAAGCGAAUAACGUGGAGGCGACCAGAGCCGCCCCGGCCAUGAACUCGGUGAAGGCCGAGCCCGCGGCGGCGGCCACGUCUGGGGUGGACGACACAGAGAUGAAGAAGGUGCUGGACAAGUGCAAGAGGCUGCAAUCUGAGAUCAAUAAACUCUCAGACGAAAACCGGCAAUUAAAGGAUGAGGGUAUUAGAAUGAGGAAAAUGCCCCGCUCAGACCACAUGACAUCAAACUCAACUAACCUCCUCGGCCGAGACGCCGGCGCCGCCUUCCUGCCCUCCCUCCUCGUUGUCAUAGCAGCACUCUUCAUGGGAUUUUUCUUAGGGAAGUUCAUCGUGUAGACUGGGAGAUGCAUGUCGGCAGUAUCCCCCAACUCCAGCUCCAGCGAAAACAAAAGAGAAAAGAGAAAAAAAAAAAAAAGCCUGGAAAAACCGAGAAGUCUUUCUGUUGACUUUGCCAUAUCAUUGGUCGCGUGGCCUACAGUGAAACACACCUGUACAGCAUCAUUAUGGGGCGUCGCCUUUGUACAGUCUCACACAGUUAGUGCGCACAGAGUUGAGUAAAGAACGGCAAGUUUUUGGAGUUUUUUUUUUUGUCUUUUCUUUUUGUUUGUUUGGAUUUCACAAAUGAGGCGGGACAACGACAGACGUACACGAACACGACAGAUGCACAAAUGGCGAACCGUCGGCAAGAAGCAGUUAAAAGUUCAGGGGUUUUUGUUUUUCCUUCCUUUCUCUCUGUUGUUUUAAUAGGAAAUGAAUGGAACGUUAGGUGUCUUUUAAAUGUUAUUUUAAAUUUUAAACAAAAGGACAGAACUUCCAUUUAAAAAAGACCUUGCUGUCUGUUGCUGGAUCGCCUCGGGAGUAAAUUUGUUUGUAAUUUCUUCUUCUUGUGUUGGGAUGUUCAGGUCCAGCUGGGGAUACAGGUGCCUCCUCCUUGUACAUUUGUCCCUCUCCUCAUGACACAAAUGCAGACAUUAUUAUUAUUAUUAUUAUUAUUGUUAUUAUUAUUAAUCUUAUAUUACAACACAUAUAUUUCUUCUGAGGAAAAUAUUGACUGAAAUAAGGUUUCCAUUCUUCAAAUCCUGUCCCAUGGUAUUGAUCAAUGAAAAAAUAAAAAUGAAAAAUGUGGUUUUCA
Molecule: messenger RNA, 1757 nt
Organism: Cololabis saira (Pacific saury)
Lineage: Eukaryota; Metazoa; Chordata; Actinopteri; Beloniformes; Belonidae
Gene: vapal
Product: VAMP (vesicle-associated membrane protein)-associated protein A, like
Exons: 6
Coding region: 233-961 (242 amino acids)
Biological process (GO): neuron projection development
Cellular component (GO): endoplasmic reticulum membrane; plasma membrane
Molecular function (GO): FFAT motif binding
Source: RefSeq, a predicted model, not a curated record